GCGCCACGGGAGGGUACCGAGCCCUGGCGCCAGAGGCAAAGCAGGGCCGGGUGCCGGGGGCGGGAGCUCCCACAGCUAUCGGCGGUCCAACCAGGUGAGAUGCGGCAGCUGCUGCUGCUGCUGGGGCUCUGGGGGCUCUGGGAGCCGCUCGGCGCCCUGGCCCUGGGCGCCCCAUCCGGGACCGCUCAGGCCGAGGACGUGGUGGAGUUGGAGUUUUCCACCGAGCAGCCGCUCCAUCUCGUGAGUCCCUCGUUCCUGUCGGUCACCAUAGACGCCAACCUGGCCACCGACCCGCGGUUCCUCAUCUUCCUGGGCUCUCCAAGGCUCCGCACGUUAGCCAGAGGUUUAUCGCCUGCGUUCUUGAGAUUUGGUGGUACCAAGACUGACUUCCUGAUUUUCGAUCCCAAGAAGGAACCAACUUUUGAAGAAAGAAGUUACUGGCACUCUGAAGUCAAUCACGAUCUUUGCCAGUCUGAACACGUCUCUGCCGAUGUGGUGAGGAGACUCCAGACGGAAUGGCCCUUCUUCGAGCUGUUUCUGCUGAAAGAACAGUACCACAAGCAGUUCAAGAACAGCACCUACUCAAGGAGCACGGUGGACAUGCUGUACACUUUUGCGAAGUGCUCGGGGUUAGACCUGAUCUUUGGUCUCAAUGCUUUACUUAGAACGCCAGACCUGCGGUGGAACAGCUCCAACGCUCAGCUGCUCCUGGACUACUGCUCUUCCAAGGGUUACAACAUCUCCUGGGAACUGGGCAAUGAGCCCAACAGUUUCUGGAAGAAAGCUCACGUUUUCAUCGAUGGGCUGCAACUGGGAGAAGAUUUUGUUGAGUUGCGUAAGCUUCUGCGAAGGUCAGCUUUCAAAAAUGCAAAGCUCUAUGGUCCUGACAUUGGUCAGCCUCGAGGGAAGACGGUUAAGCUGCUGAGAAGUUUCCUGAAGGCUGGCGGGGAAGCGAUCGACUCAGUGACGUGGCAUCACUACUACUUGAAUGGACGCAUUGCCACCAAAGAAGAUUUUCUGAGCUCUGAUGUGCUGGACACGUUUCUUUUAUCUGUGCAAAAAAUUCUAAAGGUGACUAAGGAAAUGCGACCCGGCAAAAAGGUCUGGUUGGGAGAAACGAGCUCUGCCUAUGGCGGUGGAGCGCCCUCGCUGUCCGACACCUUUGCUGCUGGCUUUCUGUGGCUGGAUAAGCUGGGCGUGUCGGCCCAGAUGGGCAUAGAAGUGGUGAUGAGGCAGGUGUUCUUUGGAGCAGGCAACUACCACUUGGUGGACGAGAACUUCGAGCCCUUGCCUGAUUACUGGCUGUCUCUUCUGUUCAAGAAACUGGUAGGUCCCCAGGUGCUAACGGUGCGUGUGAAGGGCCCAGCCAGUAGCAAACUUCGAGUGUAUCUCCAUUGCACAAACACCCACCACCCAAGAUAUCGGGACGGAGAUUUAACUCUGUAUGCCUUGAACCUGCAUAAUGUCACCAAGCACGUGAAGCUGCCCUACCAACUGUUUAACAAGCCAGUGGACAAGUACCUCCUAAAGCCUGGACCCGAGGGGUUACUUUCCAAAUCUGUCCAACUGAACGGUGAGACCCUGAAGAUGGUGGAUGACCAGACCCUGCCAGCGUUAACAGAGAAACCUCUCCGCCCAGGAAGCUCACUAGGGAUGCCUGCCUUUUCAUAUGGGUUUUUUGUCAUAAGGAAUGCUAAAAUUGCUGCUUGUUUAUGAAAAUAAAAGGCACGCAGUAGCCCUGAGAUGAGAGAGGAAGGGGUGUUAUUCACGAGGGUGUAGGAAGGCCGACUUGUUGCCGAGCUCAAGAGCCUCGGGACGACUGGGGCACAGUCAGUGUUGGGUAGAGUGUGGUGAUUUCAUAAGUCGAACCCUGGAGGUGAUGACAGUUAAUGGCACCAUGUGCCAAAUGAUGCUUAGCAUUUUGCAUGCACGAUUUUGGGGAUUAUUAAAAAUAGGAAUGUAUAGGAAUGCCUCUGAUAUGACCAAGAGGUAAAUAAGCGAAGGUUAUGUCAUGGCUUUUUUAAAGCUUUUUUUUGUUUGUUUUUAGUAGCAUUUUGGUCAGAAGUCUGUCAAAUCUCUCCGUCAGGAACCUUAAUGUGGCUCCGGCAGGGAAAGGUUCAUUGCCACAACUUCACACUGGCUGUAAAAGACCUACCCCUGCUGACAUCUUAGAGGAGCUAAAAUGAAGAGGACUGGCCCUGUGCCUCUUUGCUUUGUUCUGCAGAAACCAUCUGUGAGAGGACAGAUGGCUGGGUGGGGUAGUAUUAAAACCACACAGAAAACCAGUGCCAACCCCUGAGCGGGAAGGGACGGCAUAAGUCUGGAAAUGACUGUAAAGGAGACGGUUGGUUGAUUGCGAGAAGUUUCUGGAAACACCCGACACUUCACAAUCAUCCUAGUGUUUACUUUUUCUACACCAUUAGUUCUUGCUUCUCUUGGGAAGCUUUGGCCUGUGAGCAACAGAAACCUCUAGGUGAGGACAUUGAUAAUCCCACUAAGAACUGGUUCCCGUGGGCACAUCACCAGGGAGCGGCUUCUUUCACCAGCCUGUAGCACUGGUCCUGGCCUGCUCACACGAUGGCGGUGACUGGUCCACAGAUUCAGAGAUCUGGCAGCAAUCAGACGAAGAUGAGCGAUUUCUUACAGGCCUGAAGGCAUCUUUCCUGGGGUUCUCCCAGCAAGCCUUUCUUCAGUCUCAAUUCCUAGUGGCCAGGAAUAGGUCUCUGGCCAUUUCCCCAGUCCCCACCCUGUAACUGUCAUCAAGCAAUCCUCUGGGGCAGAGAGGUUUGGUGAGGUUCACGGCACUGGACAUUAUAGUCCUCUGCUUUGAUCAAGUAACAUAUAAUUAUUUCCCCCAGGAUUAUAAAUCUCUUAUGGAUUACAAUUCUACAUGUUUGUGUCUGCUAUGAAUAUUAUCUCAACUGAUUGAGUACAUUGAUUAAGCUAGACCUUAAAGUUUGGAUGUGUCAAUACUCUCAAAUUUUUAUGCAAGCAGUUUUUAUAUUUUCACAUUUGAAAUAAAAUAAUUUUAUAGCCUUAA
Messenger RNA from Alexandromys fortis (reed vole), 3040 nucleotides. It is a transcript of the gene Hpse, whose product is annotated as heparanase. Gene Ontology annotation, molecular function: hydrolase activity, acting on glycosyl bonds. Gene Ontology annotation, cellular component: membrane; extracellular matrix. Bases 100 to 1716 code for a protein of 538 amino acids. Lineage: Eukaryota; Metazoa; Chordata; Mammalia; Rodentia; Cricetidae. The record is from RefSeq and is a predicted model, not a curated record. The transcript has 12 exons. Gene Ontology annotation, biological process: angiogenesis involved in wound healing; cell-matrix adhesion.